Messenger RNA from Prunus dulcis (almond), 2145 nucleotides. RefSeq names its product probable magnesium transporter NIPA6. Gene Ontology annotation, cellular component: membrane. Gene Ontology annotation, molecular function: magnesium ion transmembrane transporter activity. Gene Ontology annotation, biological process: magnesium ion transport. The record is from RefSeq and is a predicted model, not a curated record. The coding region runs from base 172 to 1173 and encodes 333 amino acids. Lineage: Eukaryota; Viridiplantae; Streptophyta; Magnoliopsida; Rosales; Rosaceae. The transcript is spliced from 9 exons.
GCCACGGGAAGCUUCCGACUAGACGACGGGCUCAAGCGUGUUUCUUCGCGUGUUUCUCUCUCUCUCUCUCUCUCUGAAAGCUUCAGAGGGUGUAUUGCAAUUUACAGAGAGGGAGAGAGGUACAACUUGUUCAACUCUGGUUGGCGGGAAUUCGAAAUUCUAGAGAGAGAGAUGGGGGUGUCAGAGAAUACGAAGGGGCUGAUACUAGCGAUGGCGUCGAGCGCCUUCAUAGGCGCGAGCUUCAUCUUGAAGAAGAAGGGUCUCAAGCGCGCUGGAGCUGCCGGUACUCGAGCAGGAGUUGGUGGUUAUACUUACUUACUAGAGCCACUUUGGUGGGCGGGCAUGAUCACCAUGAUUGGUGGAGAGGUUGCCAAUUUUGUGGCUUAUGUAUAUGCUCCAGCAGUUCUUGUAACCCCACUUGGUGCACUGAGUAUAAUAGUCAGUGCUGUUUUGGCUCACUUCUUGUUGAAGGAACGAAUACAGAAAAUGGGUAUUGUGGGAUGUGUUACCUGCAUCGUGGGAUCAGUGGUAAUUGUGAUCCAUGCACCUCAAGAGCAUAUUCUAAAUUCUGUACAGGAAAUCUGGGUUCUGGCGACCCAACCAGCUUUUCUGGUUUACGUUGCUGCUGCACUUUCCCUAGUGUUAACUUUGGUUUUGCAUUUUGAACCUCACUAUGGGCAAACAAAUAUACUAGUCUACUUGGGAAUCUGUUCCUUGAUGGGUUCACUUACGGUUGUAAGCAUAAAGGCCAUUGGAAUUGCAAUAAAGCUAACUCUUGAGGGAGUAAGUCAGAUAGCCUAUCCUCAGACUUGGUUUUUUCUGACUGUUGCAGUAAUCUGCGUAGUUACACAGUUGAAUUACCUCAACAAGGCUUUGGAUACAUUCAAUGCAGCAAUUGUUGCCCCAGUAUAUUAUGUGAUGUUCACAACUCUGACCAUUAUUGCUAGUGUAAUAAUGUUCAAGGAUUGGUCUGGUCAGGAUGUAAGCAGCAUAGCCUCUGAAAUAUGUGGAUUCAUCACUGUUCUGUCAGGAACUAUCAUUCUCCAUGCAACCAAAAAUGAGGAAACAUCUACACAAGCAGGAACUGUAACAUGGUACAUUAGAGAUUCAAUGAAGGGCUCUGAAGAUGAACGUUUGCUCACCUUACACAAUUCAGAUUAUCCUGAACCGUAACCCUGCAACAAUCAUCUUGGAGAAUGAAAUCCCCAGCAAUGAAGCUGCACUGCAACAAUCAUUUUGAGUAGGGGUGAGUCUUUGGGCAUCUAGCACAUUGCUCAUUACACCUUCCAAAUACCCGUUUACUCCUAUUCAUUUAAAAGAAAUUGGCCUCCCUUCCCCUCCCCCAGUUGGACAUUUCCAUGGCCUAAGACCAGCCAUAGCUAGUCUUUUUUUUAUAUAUAAAUUCUUUCUUCUUUUUGGAUAUGAAAUGAUUUGGGAUAUAAUGAAAAAGUAAAUGAAUUUUUUUAGGGACAGGUUGCAGCAAUGUGUUGGGUGCCAUUAGCUUCCCUUUGAGUAGUGUUUGUAGUGUUGGGUGCUCCCGGUUUCUUCUAGACAGACCUUAGGGCUUUUAGCAGAUUGCAAAAGUUACUUUUUAUGUGCCUUUCUUCACCAGCCAGCAGAUGCGACCCUCAACCGGAUGCUCAAAUUAAAUUGAAGUGCGAGGUGUGGCACCACUCUCAAUGCUAAGUUCUGAAUCACCCUCAGCUCGGGAAUGGUGCUGCAGUUCUGUAUCAAUACCAGUGCAUAGAGAUCUUUGUUGUGAUAUUGGCAACGCUCAGUCUCUCCAUGGCUGCUGAUGGCAUCUGUACAUAUCGAUGCUCGGCUUCUCAUUCACUAGUUUUCGUGCAUGAUUCUUGUUGAUAUCUGAUUCAGUUUGAUUCUUUCCUUUUCUUUCUAGUUUGUAUAUAUUUUUUCUUAUAGAUGUCUUUCUACUUUGUAUUAGUCCUUUUUUCCUUGGUUAAGAAAAUCUUCAGUUCAUAUUGGGAUUGAUAGAUCAUAGAACACACAGCUGAGAGGUAUAUUUGCCAAUUAAUGGGCAAAUACUCCUUGGGAAUUGUAUAUCUUGUAUUUAACUCUUGAGUUUUUGCUUUUGCUGUCAAUGAAUUCGGUUGGUAUAAUGGCAAAUAAACUGUACACUUUAUUACA